AGUUCCUCCUCCACUCCCUCUUGGUGACGGGCCACUGAGAGGUGGAGCUACACUGAAAUAGGAGAGCUUCAACUUCCCAGAAAUGAAAGUGAAAGUUUGUCUGAGCGACAGAACAGCGGCACGUCUCUCUGCUUCUCUCUAAAGAAACACUCGACUGAAUCCAGCAGCUUUUCUCAACAACACAGCAGAACUUAUUCCAAAUACUGAUAUGUCUGCUGCCAGCUGUCUACUGGCUAAAGAUACGUUUCUGUGCUCCAUCUGUCUGGAUGUGUUCACUGAUCCAGUCACCAUACCAUGUGGACACAACUUCUGUAAAGCCUGCAUCUCUGAACACUGGGACAGAAAUGUCCAGAGUCAGUGCCCCAACUGCAAAGACGUUUUCAACCUAAAGCCUGAGCUGCACGUCAACACUUUCAUCUCUGAGAUGGCUGCUCAGUUCAGACAGUCAGCUCAACAGAAAGCCAGCAGCAGCAGCUCAGAGCAACACGUUUUUAAACCAGGAGAAGUUCCCUGUGACGUCUGCACUGGAACCAGACUGAAGGCCCUGAAGUCCUGCCUGGUGUGUCUGGCCUCCUACUGUGAGACUCACCUGGAGCCUCAUCUGAAAAAUGCAGGCUUCAAAAAACAUCAGCUGAUCGACCCUGUGGAGAACCUGGAAAGCAGGAUGUGUUUGAAGCAUGAUAAACUGCUGGAGCUGUUCUGUAAGACCGACCAGGUGUGUGUCUGCAUGCUCUGCACUGUUUUAGAGCACAAGACACAUGAUGUUGUUCCUCUGAAAGAAGGAUAUGAAGGAAAGAAGGCUGCGCUGGGGAAGACAGAGGCUGAAAUUCAGCAGAUGAUCCAGAAGAGACGACUGAAGAUUCAGGAGAUGAAUCGCUCAGUGGAGCUCAGUAAGGAAGGAGCAGACAGAGAGAUAGCAGAUGGUGUUCAGUUCUUCACCGCUCUGAAGGAGUCUGUUGAGAGAAGCCAGGCCGAGCUCAUCGACACGUUCAAAGAGAAGCAGAGAGAGACAGAGGAACAGGCUGAAGGCUUCAUCAAAGAGCUGGAACAGGAAAUCUCUGAGCUGAAGAAGAGAAGCUCUGAGGUGGAGCAGCUGUCACGCUCUGAAGAUCAGCUCCACCUCCUCCAAAGCUUCACGUCCCUGAACGCUGCUCCACCCACCAAGAACUGGACAGAAGUCAGGGUCCGUCCACCUUCAUAUGAGGGGACUGUGAGGAGAGGUGUGACUCAGCUGGAAGAGACGCUCAGUAAACAGAUGAAGAAGCUGCUUGAGGUGGAGCUGAAGAGGGUCCAGCAGUAUGAGGUGGAGGUGACUCUUGAUCCUCAUACAGCACAUCCCAACCUCAUCCUGUCUGAUGAUGGAAAACAAGUUAAACAUGGUGAUGUGAAGAAGAAUCUCCCAGACAAUCCAGAGAGAUUUGAUCAUUGUUCUCGUGUUUCAGGAAAGAAGAGUUUCUCUUCAGGUAGAUAUUAUUACGAGGUUCAGGUUAAAGGGAAGACAGGGUGGAUUCUAGGAGUGGCCAGAGAGUCGAUCAACAGGAAGGGAAAGAUCACAGCGACUCCUCAGGAUGGUUGCUGGAUAAUAUGGCUGAGGGAAAAUGAGUACACAGCUCUUGCUGGUCCUGCAGUCCGUCUCUCUCUGAAUUCUCAGCCUGAGAAGGUGGGGGUGUUUGUGGAUUAUGAGGAGGGUCUGGUCUCCUUUUAUGAUGUUGAUGCUGCAGCUCUGAUCUACUCCUUCAAUGGCUGCUGCUUCACUGAGAAACUCUACCCUCAUUUCGGUCCGAGUCUUAAUUAUGAUGGUAAAAACUCUUCUCCGCUGAUCAUCUCUCCUGUCAAUCACACUGAGUAGAACAAACAUUUGAUCUUUUUUUUUCUUUCUUUGAUGCCAUUUACUAAAAUUACAGGCAGAUUUUUCAAAACAAAAUGUAUAUCAUGUAAUGUCUCAUUUAUUCUAAUGACUGCAUAACCUGCCUUCAAGAAUGUUGAUUUAACAAACACAAUGCACCAAUGAAUGAACACGAAACAAUUGCAUGUCCAUUAAUGUCUUGAGCCAAGGAAAUUAGUUUUAAUUGUCCAAUCAUUGUAUACAUAAUACAUUUUUGAACCUGCGAGGAGCUGCUGGCUCUAUGAGAGAGCCCGAUCUGCUUAAAAAAACAGUUUUCGUAUAAUACCUCUCACUGCCUGAAGAAUAGACACAGACCAACGCUGCAAGUCUAACUAUACUGUAGGGUGUUAAAUAAUAACUCCAAUUCAAAUUUCAAUUGCCACUCAUUUGGUGAUAGCUAACUAGAUAGCCAACAUGUCGUGUUAGACACUACCACACUGUAUUAUUCAAAAUCAAUCUUAUUCUCAAUGCCACUGGUACAUGUAGUGCAAAAGUUGCAUCCACAAAAUGCGGUUCUAGAUAUUUUUACUUUUAUUUUUUUACAACUAAAGGCUUUAGAAAAGAGACGGUGUAGGAGCUAAAAUGCUUAGUUAGCCUGUGUUUAUUGUUUUUAUUAUUAUCAUUAUCAUUAUUGUUUACACAGAACGCAUUUGUUUUUGACCACUUCCAGUAGUUCUCCAGGGUGUGGUUUAUGGUAUUCAGGUCACCUCUUGUAUGUCGGGGUUGGUGGAAAGACAAUGGGGUAGUUUUUCCUACAACAUUUUCUGUUAUGUCCGUAUAGUCCAUCUUUAGUUAUGGUUUGUUUUAUUUCAUUAUUAAACAGAGCAAUGAGCUGAA
This is a messenger RNA of Trematomus bernacchii (emerald rockcod), 2722 nucleotides long. RefSeq names its product zinc finger protein RFP-like. The record is from RefSeq and is a predicted model, not a curated record. Gene Ontology annotation, molecular function: protein binding; zinc ion binding. Bases 209 to 1849 code for a protein of 546 amino acids. NCBI's taxonomy places the organism in Eukaryota, Metazoa, Chordata, Actinopteri, Perciformes, Nototheniidae. The transcript has 2 exons.